AGAACUUUGAAGUUACGGUUACCUGUGAGACGAGUUCCGCCCUACCAUGAAAGUCUUGACCGCACUCUCUGUUCAUAUUCUUUUCGUGUUACUCGUAUCAGCACAUAGCGGCCAUGAAGACUCAGAAGAGACCGCUAAUGCAGGCUACGCCAUUCGACAUAUGGCUACAGAACACCAUAUUGACUCCUUCGACACGGAGAGUUUCUUCCAGCUUCAUGAUCUGAACAGAGAUGGUGUAUGGGACAGGGAAGAAAUUGAGGCAAUAUACGGCGUCCAUCAUGCGUACUCACAGAAAAAGUCGAAGGACGACAUUGAACAUCAGAGGAAGGCUGAUCACGUUGCAGAUACUGUACUCAAGCUCGUGGACAAGGACGGUGACGGCAAGGUCACGUCAGAGGAGUUUGCUGCUGUUGGGACAAGUGGCCUGCCGAGUUUUGACGACAUAGGCGCAGAGGGACACCAUUACGACGUAGAAAGCGAGUUUUUCUUACAUCACGAAGAACAAUAUCACUCGACGCCUGAGACGCAAACCGAUGAAUCAUACAUCCACUCCGAAGACGUCGAACACUUUGCACAGCACGCAGCUAUUGAACGUGAAGAAGCAGAACGAGAGGCCAAAUUUCAAGGAAUCACUGUUGAGGAAGCCAUUCGGGCACAUGAAGAGCCUCCCGCAGCUCGUGCACCCCUCGCUGAGAGCGCGCCACCGCCCAAAAUCACUCGCGGAGUCCCGCCAGAGAAGCAGGAUCCAGUGGUCAAGUAUAAAGAUAUUGGCAAGGAGAGUAACAGCCAGGCAGAAUGGGGGACCGGAGAACAAGGCUACAAGCAACCUAACACGCCGGUAGAGAAAAUGAGGAAGAACCUCCCAUACAAGGAACGUGUGCAGUAUAAAUUCCGACGGAAUUGGGGAGAUUUCUAA
Messenger RNA from Suillus subalutaceus, 916 nucleotides. RefSeq lists its product as uncharacterized. Bases 47 to 916 code for a protein of 289 amino acids. The record is from RefSeq and is a predicted model, not a curated record. Gene Ontology annotation, cellular component: extracellular exosome; endoplasmic reticulum-Golgi intermediate compartment. Lineage: Eukaryota; Fungi; Basidiomycota; Agaricomycetes; Boletales; Suillaceae. The transcript has 9 exons. Gene Ontology annotation, molecular function: calcium ion binding.